AUGCAGCCUCAGAUUGUCUCUUUUAAAGUGGCUCAGACAAAGCCGUCAUUGACGCCUUGCAUAGAGACAAAAGACGUGCCAACGGAUCUACAGUUGGAUAUGUGCCAGAAGUGUGGGAAGUUUCAGCGUUUGAAACGUGACCCAACCAGUGCAUCAAAUAAGUUCUUUAGAAUUUCGGAGCACACGGACAAACUCGAACGAAAUGAACGGACGAUGUUCAGAAUCCCAUUAUAUCCCUGGGGUUCGUUUGUCGGUAUGCUUAUCGGUAACGUGGCGUUCGUUCUGGUGAUGGCAGGUGAUGAAAACCUGUAUGGUAAUCCCUUCGACGAAAUUAUCGGAUCAGGGCGGCAGUCAAUAAUUCCGGAAAAUAAAAAUCCCAUUUUUCAUUUUUUACAUCAACAAGGAUUGAUGAGCCGGAAAUUUGGCUUCUACUUCCAGGAUUCAUGGCAGCACAUUCGUGUGGGCGACAAUCUCGAACAACUCAUUACUGCACCUGGAACACCAUAUGAUGAUUUUUUUGCUACUGGUACCAACACAGUCAGUCUGCCAGAAGAUAUUCACAUGGUGAUCAAUGAAGUCCUGGGUAUCUGGAGAAAAAUGCACCAUGUUUAUGUGUUCGACUGUGGAAUGCUGCGUUUUCCUCCCCCGAUCUUUUUCCAAAUACAAGGGAAAAUGCUCCAAAUUAUGCCGAAACGGUACACAAAAAAGACAACCAUCGAUGGAAUUACGAUGUGUUGCACUCGUUUUCAAAACAACACUCCCAACUGCCCUGUGGAUAUCGUACUGGGAAUGGCCUUCCUACAUCCAUUUCAACUGAUCUUCGACAACCACUUUUACACGGUUUGGAGUGACCCAAGAGACAAAACGUAUGCGUUUUCCAGUGUGCAUUUGACAAAUACGUUUUCAUUUGGGACAAUAAGCUUACGGAAUGUUGGCACACUC
Molecule: messenger RNA, 942 nt
Organism: Opisthorchis viverrini
Lineage: Eukaryota; Metazoa; Platyhelminthes; Trematoda; Opisthorchiida; Opisthorchiidae
Exons: 7
Source: RefSeq, a predicted model, not a curated record